ACAAAAAUUCAUAGUCAGAGUAUUAGAUUAACUAUUAGUACCUCUAAUAAUCUCAUAAAUUGAUCCUUCUCAUGCACAGUCACAGAAAACAAGACAAAGUUUAAGGUGGCUCUGAUGCGGCAUUUCUUUUUACACCAAAUGAAAGCUUCAGAGACAUACUCUGAUACUGAAGUAUGCUAUUAUACCCGCUUAUUCUGUUUAUAUUGCUGGUUAAGAGCAGAUAUAUUUUAGUAUGGCUUUCACAUGGAGUUUAGCAACAAUCCAUUUGAACUUAUGUUAUACCUGAAAAAUUUAAAUGCAUCAAGAAUAGUUGGAAUCAGAUUGUGACCCACUGAAUCAAAAGUUCCUGAAAUCAAACAUUGGACAAGUUUGCAUGCACUAUCUUACACCGAUUGUGCUUAAUAAGUCAGUGUGUGUGGUCAUGUAAAUGCCUUUAACGGCUUUCCUUUAUUAAGCAAAAACCGAUCGACACAGGUAGUUUUUUGCCCAUUAUCCCAAUUUCACGUUGCAUGUAAACACUUUUACCAGCUUAUUCAGUACUGGCACAAGUGUUGUUGGCACAUGGAUGCAACGUUUUGACUUCAAAAGCAGAGAGUAACCCGAUGAUUUCAAGUCUGAUCGAAACAUGGUUUUCUUGCAUUGUCAGAUAUUUUUAAUACGAUGAUUUUUCAUAAUUAUCAGCAUAUUGGUGUGCAUGUAAAUGUGCUUACUGACUAUCCUACCUUACCUAACAUCAACUGCUUUAAAUUGCGUUUGUAUAACGGACAGAUGUUGAAACACAGUAUAGAGCAACUGACCUCAACAUUACAGCAGAAUUUUUUACCACAUCAUCUAAUUUCCUGUUGCACCUUACAAAACCUUCAAUAAUAUACAUUAAUUACCAUAACAUUUGCAUAAACUGACAUUACACAACGUUGCAUGAAUAUGCAUGUAUUUGUCUGCCUGGAUUUGGGUAGAAAUACAUCAUUAACAACACAUCUUUUUAUAUAGAUGAGUAUGCCUACUGUACAUCUUAGGGAGGAGAUAAGACCCAGUUCUUCUCUUUUUCUCUUUCAUGGUCCUUCAAUCUUCCUCUCAUUAAUCAUAGCUUUGCUGACAGUCCUUUACAAAGAUGAAAAGGCCUUGUUUUGAUUUUGUCAAUUUUCAGACCAGGAAGUUGCAGUUGGAUGUCACUGUGGUCAUGCAUAAAUCUCUUUACAGAAUAAAGUUUGUUUGUUCAAACAGAGAAAAGCAAAGAGCAGGACAGGGCAGACAGCCACUGAGCUGGUCUCUAUGGAGUCAGUAAUGACAUUCACUGCUCAUGCAAAACAUCCUUCAACAACAAUACAUUUUUUGAUGAACUUACCUUAUCUAUUGCUAAAUAUAUUUAGUUUUUGGUAAUUAAUUACUGUAUGUAAUUUUCCAAAGGGACUAGAAUUUUUUUAUUUUUAUUUUUAUUUUUUUUUAUGUUAGUUGCUUAAUAAAGGUCAAUACAGCUUGAGCAGAAGCAGCACCUAUCUGUUACUUGAAAAUGUUGUAACAUACAAGUGAUGUUUUCAUAAAUUAGAUUGAAUGCUUACAUGUUUUAGCACUCUGUGGCACUUUUUGUUUUAGUUAGACUUGAACUGGCAUUGUUUCAUAUCACAGCUGCUCAGUACAAGCCACAAAAGCUCAAUGGAUGUUUUCAGCCUGGUUCACUUGCUGGCACUAGGAUUAACUGUCUGAUCCUGUGGUUGCUCUUGUUGCUCAUCAUCAUCUGGUUCCAGUACGUUGCACAAGUUGAGUACAAUGUAAGUUCCACAUUGUUCAUUGAUUCUAACUUGUGAACUACUUGCUAGUUGUGAAAUUCCAGGUUGCACGUUUGUAAAGGGUGAUGACAACUCCAGUGACACAAGGUCUGACAUUACAAUAGACAGCGGCUUGAAAUUCUGGAAAUGCAUUCUAGAAUUUAGGUCCCAGCUUUCACUGCAAAAAUUUGAAGCACAUUUGUGCUCAGGAAGUCCUCCUGCAAUUGAGACAAAAAGCAUGCAAAGAUUAAAAAACAUGAAUUAUGAUAAGAGCCUAAUUGAGGGUUUAAAUUCAAUUUGGGCUUAACUGAAAGUCACAAUGAGCCCUUUUCCACAGAUGGUAUGGGGCGGGUUCCUGAGCCGUUUCCAUCGCAGAAAAGGCCAGUCCGGGGCAAAAAAACAAAAGCUUGCUGGUCUCUACGCAGGAGCGUAUUACUGCAGGGGGCAGAGGGCGGGAUAAUGUUUCGUCACCAGGUAAAGUUUUCCAAAUAACAACAGUUUUGAUAGCUACCAUCUCAAGCAACAAGUACUUUUUCACUCUAUAACAACAAUAAAAAAAACUUACAAAUAUGUCAGACAUCAAAAGCAUUGAGGAAACGCAAAGGAAACGAGCACUCUACUAGCGAUAUGGUCUUCUACAGAGAUUCAAGAUAAACUAGAGAGAUCACAAAGGAAACAAAGAGCCUACGAGGAGAUAUGGCAAGAAAUGAUGCACACCGGCUGCAAUCGGACGAUUGACCAAAUCAUUAACAAAUUGAAAAAUACUUAAAAGAGAGUACAGAGACCAUUAGCUAAACAAAAGUGACAGUGGUGGGAGCAAUGAAGUCUUGGAUACCUACAUUAGGGUGCUAACUAGUCAGCAUUGAAUUCAGUCAGUCACGCUCAAGACAAACACCAAAUCGCCGGUGUCCUCUGUGACUGAUCUCGGAGGUGUUUAGGUUUGUGUGGUUAGCCCAGAGACACAUCCAACGGUCACCAACGGGCAACAGAUGUAGAAAGGAAGUCCCGCCUUCAGGUGAGGAUCAUAUACUGUAAGAUCACAGGGUUACUAUGGUGCAACACCUAAGCUACCAUAUAUCGUCAUGACAACAGAGGAGGGUCGUUUUAAUGCACUGGUUAUCUCAUAAACAACUUCGCUCACUCUUCAAAACACUUUGUUAGCGAACACACCCAAAGUUCACUUCUCUGCUCUGAACAAGGUGAUCUGCAGCAGCCAUGCCCAGUAAACUGGAAGGAGCCAUGGACGCACUCAUCACAGUCUUCCACAACUACUCAGGGACCGAAGGAGACAAAUACAAACUCAAUAAAGGAGAGCUGAAAGAACUUCUAAACAGUGAACUCACCGACUUUCUCACGUCUCAGAAGGACCCCAUGCUGGUGGAAAAGAUCAUGAAUGACCUGGACUCCAACAAGGAUAACGAGGUCGACUUUAACGAGUUUGUCGUGUUGGUGGCGGCACUGACGGUGGCGUGCAAUGACUUCUUCCAGGAACAACAAAAGAAGAAAGGAAAAGAUGGCAAAUGAAACAGAUCCGUGAAAUGCUCCAGUACCUACAUGUAUAAUGCUAUAUGAUGCAAUCAAACAUUUGUUAUAAACUAGUAAAGUCCUCAUAUCCUUAUGUUAGAAGAUUAUUCUGACUAAUUAAUUAUGUAAUAAUGUAAUUUCUCAUGCACAUUGAUUUAUUUUAUGUUCUGACUGAUUUUUUCUAAUUACUAAAGAAUUGUUUUCUUAUCAUGAACUAAAUGCAGCUUUUGAAAACUUGCAUAUACGACAUCAUUGUUGUGUCUGCACACUGAAACUACUUACCAGUCAAAUUUACUUCACAAGUUUUUGCACUCAGUUUUUCUAAGUAAAUAAUUAAGUUAAAUAAAAUUAAGUUAAAUCUACUUAAUUUCAUGACAUAAAAUUGAUUAAAGUGAGUGUGUAAAUUUAACUUAAACAUUUCAGUGAAUACAGUAACUUUUACUUACAAAUAUGAUGUACAUGGUCCUUAAAUAAACUUGAAACUUGAGUAAAAGUGAACUUAACUUAUUAUCAUACAUCUCACUAUAUGAACUUUAAUUAGAAACACAUUUGAUCAUGUACCACAUGACAUACAGAAGCCUUCCACAGGGUAGCUUAAUGCAUGCUAGUCUAGUAGACUACAUCACCUUGCAUUACUAGUGAUAUUCACAAAAUACAAAGCUACACGCACGCAGACCUCAACACUUGGUGCAUGAGGACGGACACAAUCAGCAGAUAAUUUUUUUGAUUGUGAAUUUUUUAGUAGAAAAUUAAGUUCAGACUGCACAAAACAAGAAGUUACCAAACGUAACAACACGUGUGUAAAAACUGUUUAAAUAAACCUGCAAAAUCAUGCAAGCUCAUUAAUUAUUCAACACCGGAGCAUAUUGGGAAUAACUUUGAAAAGUUAAAGGGAUAGUUCACCAAAAAGUUAAAAUUUUCUCAUCAUUUACUCACUCUCAUGCCAUUCCAGAUAUGUAUGACUUUCUUUCUUCUGCUGAACACAAAUGAAGAUUUUUAGAAGAAUAUCUCAGCUCUGUUGUUCCAUACAAUGCAAGUGAAUGGGUACCAAAACUUUAAAGCUCCAAAAGCACAUAAAGGCAGCAUAAAAGUUAUCCAUAAGACUCCAUUGGUUAAAUCCAUGUCUUCAGAAGUGAUAUGAUAUGUGUGGGUGAGAAAAAGUCCUUUUUUACUAACAAUAUCCACUUUCACAUUCUUCUUUUGUUUUUGCCGAUUUGCAUUCUUCAUGCGUAUUGCCACAUA
Messenger RNA from Myxocyprinus asiaticus (Chinese sucker), 4532 nucleotides. Its product is annotated as protein S100-A1-like. The record is from RefSeq and is a predicted model, not a curated record. The coding region runs from base 2982 to 3290 and encodes 102 amino acids. NCBI's taxonomy places the organism in Eukaryota, Metazoa, Chordata, Actinopteri, Cypriniformes, Catostomidae. Gene Ontology annotation, cellular component: cytoplasm. The transcript is spliced from 5 exons. Gene Ontology annotation, molecular function: calcium ion binding.